This is a messenger RNA of Grammomys surdaster, 586 nucleotides long. RefSeq names its product chromosome unknown C1orf194 homolog (gene Cfap276). The coding region runs from base 36 to 539 and encodes 167 amino acids. The transcript has 5 exons. NCBI's taxonomy places the organism in Eukaryota, Metazoa, Chordata, Mammalia, Rodentia, Muridae. The record is from RefSeq and is a predicted model, not a curated record.
CCAGGGAGUAAGCGUGCGUCUCUGGGCCUUUAAGCAUGCCUCACUCUCAGGAGUCUUUCUCGAACCCUGCCUUAGGCAACGACGACACACAUUUAGGAAAUCUGCAUGCUUCUAAGAAAUCGCCAUAUAAGAACCCGACCCACAUGGCGCAGCAGCAAGAUCCCUGGAGUCGGCUCAGCUCAACCCCCACAGUCACGUCCAUAAGGCGAGAUGCCUACUUUUUUGAUCCUAAGAUACCGAAGGAUGAUCUGGAUUUCCGCUUAGCAGCCUUGUAUGACCACCACACUGGGGCAUUCAAGAACAAAACUGAGAUACUGUUACACCAGGAGACGAUUGAGGAUAUCCAGGGACCCAAGUUUCCUGGAGAAUGUUUCCACUCUCCUCCAGCCCCCAUUACUUCCCGGACUACCAUCAGGCACUGGAUCAACCCUAAGAAAGAAUCCAUCCAUAGCAUUCAAGGAUCCAUAGUGUCUCCUCACACUGCAGCCACCAACGGAGGUUACUCCCGGAAAAAUGAUGGUGGCUUCUUCUCCACCUAGUGGUGACAACUGGGUUAAUUUCAACGUGGUGGAACAUCCAACCCAUC